UUGGUCCACCAACAAAAGUAGAUGCUCUCUUCUGCUCUCUGGUGCCAGACUUGAAAUCCGCAAGCUUCACUUGUAAAGAUGAUAUCUAGUUCGCGGCCUCUAUGCAAAGUAGCCUGUUCUUUAGUUCCUGUUUCCUUUACCGGUUCUUCAUCUACUUCGACUUUUUCGCAAAAUCCCCAAAAAGUCAGUGUCUGGAAAGAAGCAAGACUUGUUAAUGGAAAGAAAAGAGGAGGGAUUGUUGUGUGUGAUGCAUCGUUGUUUCCAGUAGAUCCAUGGGCACCCACUAUUGAUUCUCAGAGCAUUGCUUCUCAGCUCUUUGCUUUCUCUCUGUUUCCUUACAUUGGUUUCUUGUACUUCAUUACUAAAUCUAAGUCUGCCCCUAAGCUCACUCUUUUUGGAUUCUACUUCUUGCUUGCCUUUGUGGGAGCCACUAUCCCAGCUGGCAUUUAUGCAAAAGUGCAGUAUGGAACUUCCUUGUCUAAUGUGGAUUGGUUACAUGGGGGAGCUGAAUCGCUUCUUACUCUAACCAACUUAUUCAUCGUAUUGGGGCUGAGGCAAGCUCUUAGAAAUAAUUCAAAAGAUACUCAAAAACCAGCAAUCAAAAAUGAAGAGAAGUCUUCUGUUUAGAUCGUGCAGCAUUUUAGGUGGCGUUAAUUCUUCCUGGAACUGCUGUUUAAUCAAAGUGAUGCUCAACCACAAGUAUAUAGGCAAUACAUCAAGUUCUAGCUUUUUACCAACCGCUUGAGAUAUCAUAUGAUCAUUGUCAACAUUUGUUGAAUGGAUUGCCCUUUUUGAACCUAGAAUUAUGUAUUUCAUUUAUUUUGCUCUGUUUAAUUCACCCUUUUGUGUCAUUAAAUGCAUAGAUUUUGCUAUGCUGUUCGUGCAAAUUGUUGAAAAUGCUUACUUCCAUUGUCUGCAAUGGAGUAUUGGGGUUAUCUAAUUUCAAUAGAGAUUUUUAUACAUAAUCAUGUAAUUAUUGUUAUUAUUUGUGAGAAAAUUCCAAAAUUUGACAAUA
Messenger RNA from Jatropha curcas, 1015 nucleotides. Its product is annotated as 1-acyl-sn-glycerol-3-phosphate acyltransferase. NCBI's taxonomy places the organism in Eukaryota, Viridiplantae, Streptophyta, Magnoliopsida, Malpighiales, Euphorbiaceae. The record is from RefSeq and is a predicted model, not a curated record.